This is a messenger RNA of Penicillium manginii, 1164 nucleotides long. RefSeq lists its product as uncharacterized. Gene Ontology annotation, cellular component: nuclear chromosome. The coding region runs from base 1 to 1164 and encodes 387 amino acids. Gene Ontology annotation, biological process: meiotic DNA double-strand break processing; meiotic DNA double-strand break formation; reciprocal meiotic recombination. Gene Ontology annotation, molecular function: DNA binding; DNA topoisomerase type II (double strand cut, ATP-hydrolyzing) activity; ATP binding. NCBI's taxonomy places the organism in Eukaryota, Fungi, Ascomycota, Eurotiomycetes, Eurotiales, Aspergillaceae. The record is from RefSeq and is a predicted model, not a curated record. The transcript has 7 exons.
AUGGCCCUCAGACCCAUUUCCCCGCAAAUAGCACUGCCCGGUGUGACUCCAGAUCCCUCGGUCCGCGCCUAUAUCGAUGAUGCCCUCACGGCCCUUAUCCGAGAGCUCACAUCGUCGCCAGCAGACAGUCAGCCAUCCAUCACUCUCCGCUGCAGAGUCGACCCAGAAAACUGCAUUAUCAACCCGAUCAAUGGGGCUCUGGAAGCUGUUCAGCGGAAGGAAUCCUACCGCACAUACUCCUGGCCGGGUAACACUGCUUAUGAAUCGUGGAAAUUCACGGUGAUCAUCCGAGUUUUGUCGAUGAUCGACCAAGCUUUGCGGGAAGGGAGAUUGAUAUCCAAAAGGGAUAUCUAUUACAUCGAUCCUGCAUACUUUCAGUCCCAGGCUACAGUGAACAGUGUUAUUGACGACCUCGCUUACACCAUUGGAGUGAACCGGCUGGCUUUGAACGUGGAAGCCGCAGGUAAAGGGUUGGUGGCAGGCACUUUACGCCUAAUACGAGAGUCACGAGUUGUCUUGAAUGCCCAAUCUGUUUCUGAGGAUAGCCUCAUCCCGCGCAUACAAGAUACCGACGAGAUUGAUGUAUCAAACGCCCGCUGGAUACUUGUCAUUGAAAAAGAGGCAGUGUUCCAUCGACUAGUUCGGAACAGCUACCAUAUCAGAGCUCUUGCCGGGGAAGGAAUUCUGAUUACCGGGAAAGGAUACCCUGACAUCUGCACCCGACGAUUCCUCCAUCGGAUUUUCGAAGCCGAGACCAACCGCAACCAAAGACGACUUCCUUUCUACGCGCUAGUUGACGGCGAUCCACAUGGCCUUACAAUCAUGUCGACUUACAAGUAUGGAUCGCUGGCGCAUUUACACAAGAACGCAGAGCUAAGCCUUCCACCACUACAAUGGCUGGGUCUCAAAAUCGCCGAUGCUGCCGAUGAAACGCAAAACUCCAGUGGGGAGCUAUCCUUCUUUUUGGCGGCGCGGGAUCGCAAGAAAAUAGUUUCUAUGCUUCGUCGGAGCCCGAUCUGGGCGAGUGAUGGUGUCGAGCCGGAAUGGUGCGCUGAACUUCAGCGAAUGUUGAUGCUCAAUGUCAAGGUGGAGAUCGAGAAGCUCUAUGACGAUGGCGGUAGUCUUGAGGAGUGGAUUGAUCGCAAAAUGUUUCGACAGAGAUGA